AUUGCCAACAUGUGCAACGAGGCCGCCCUGCUUGUCAACCAACAUGCCAGCCCCACGGUGGGGGAGAAACACUUUGAGCAGGCCAUCGAGAGGGUAAUUGGGGGUCUGGAGAAGAAAAGCCAAGUCCUGCGGCCCAGUAAGAAGACCAUUGUGGCUUACCACGAGACUGGACAUGCUGUGGUCAACUGGUUUUUGGAGCACACUGACCCGUUGCUCAAGGGGAAAGGCUUGGGUUAUGCCCAGUACCUGCCGCAGUAACACUCAGGAGCAGCUCUUGGACUGCAUGUCCCUGAUGCUGGGAGGCUGGGUGGCAAAUCACCACCGGGGCCCAGGAUGACCUCCAACGAGUGACGCAGAGCGCCUAUGCUCAGAUCGUGCCGUUUGGGAUGAGCCACAGGCUGGGCCAGGUCUCAGGGCGAGCGGGCGCCCGAGAAGUGCUUCAGUGAAGCCACGGCCAAGUUGAUUGAUGAAGAGGCCCAUCAUGCCUUGAUCGGCGCAGCCCACCGGAAGACCCUGGUGCUGCCGAGUCGUUGCCGGGACCAGGUGGAGAAAGUAAUGACGUAGAUCUGCCCCACGCCUGUGCGGUGGCCUCCUCCCUCAGCAGCCUUAUCGUCCACGCAAGGAGAGGGAAGCCCUGUCAGAACGCAUCGGUAAUUUAUUUUGAUUGUAAGCAACCUGCUCUUGUGUGAGGAGUUUUGUGUUUUGUUUCAAAAGAACACUGGGAGCAAAGGCGUGGUCUCCUUGUUUUAAUGGUUCAGCCGUACAUGAUCAGGACGGGACUCUGCUCUCUAUAGCCAGGUCCAUUUCGAAGCCCUCAGGGCCAGUGAGCGGGACCCCAAAACAGCAGCACACCCUCAUUCUGUACACCCGUGCUGCAAACUCCCCACACACACACACCAGGAAUACACACGUCCGUAAGGGAGUGCAUGCUGCCGCUGCCUGGCAGGUGGCAUCUCCGGGCGGGGCAGUAGUGAUGGGUUCGAGCCAGGUUCUGCAACCCUGUAGGCUUCCCCCCCCCCCCGGUCUGUUGUGUCAGCCCAUGAGCUGUGCGCCCGAGAGCAGAAGCAGCAGCCACUCAAGCCCGGAAGUGAAGGAAGGGUGUGCUGAGUCGUGGUCAGGAGAGAG
This is a messenger RNA of Pogona vitticeps (central bearded dragon), 1125 nucleotides long. The record is from RefSeq and is a predicted model, not a curated record. Lineage: Eukaryota; Metazoa; Chordata; Lepidosauria; Squamata; Agamidae.